AGGAAAAUGUGUCUGUACGCUGUAUUUCUGCAGAAUAUGCUGCAUUUAUGUACUGUUUAACACCUGUUUCAAGAAGAGGGAAUGAUGGAAAUGAAGACAAAUGACAUUGGAGGAAUGAAAAGGAUGCAGGGGGUAAAUGAGAGAGAAUUGGGUGGAGGGAGAUAGAGUUGAGGGGUGUUGAAACACUCCUGGAAUGACAAGGAUCUCUCAGGCAACAGAGGGAAAGUAUUCACUCUUCAGAUGCAAGGAAAUAAAGAGAGGCGAGGAGGGGAAAAGGAUAAACGCUCACGCCACACAGCUCAGGGAAUUCAUCCACAUCAAUUUCCCUCUCUUAACUCCUCACUCUGCCUCACCUUUCCUCUCUCCUUUCUUCCUCCCCUCCUCUUCAUCCCUUACUUGCCUCUCACCAAGGGACAGUCUGGUAGCUAGUGGGGAGAAAGGAAGCGAGACACAGACGAUAUGAAAGACGGGGGAAGAAUGAAAGGAAGUUCGAAAGAACAAAAGACAAAAAAGGGCUUUGUUCGCAGAUGGACAGCCAACGCCGGGGCCUGUUUUCCUAAGCAAGAUCCCGAGCGUGGUGGCAGUCACAUGAUCUCGACAGAUGACUUGGAAUAUCCGCGGGAGUACCGGACGCUGGGGAACAGCGCCCGGCGUUUCUCCAAUGUGGGCCUGGUGCAUACGUCGGAGCACCGCCACACUGUCAGCGCCGCCCAGAGCCUGGAGGCCCUGACCAACCUGCACAAGGCUGACAUGGAACGCAAGCGGGACGCCUUCAUGGACCACCUGAAGAGCAAGUACCAGCAGCAGCAACAGCAACUGCAGCAUCCGCACCACAGCCCCCACCACAACCCGCCGUCGCCCUCGCCCUCCCACGCCAGCAUGAGGGGCACAUCAGAGCGGUCUGCACGAGAACAGCAACAGCCCAACUACUGGAGCUUUAAGAGCCGCAGUCCACGCCAUUCCCAGUCUACCCAGUCUGGGCUCGCCGACCAGGCCGCCAAGCUUUCCUUCGCCUCCGCUGAAUCCUUGGAGACCAUGUCGGAAGCUGACAUGCCCCUCGGUUUCAACCGGAUGAACCGAUUUCGCCAGAGCCUGCCGCUGUCCCGCUCUGCCAGCCAGAAUAAGCUACGUUCUCCAGGCGUGCUGUUCCUGCAGUAUGGAGAUGAGACACGUCGGGUGCACAUCACCCACGAGCUGAGCAGCCUGGACACGCUGCACGCUCUCAUCGUGCACAUGUUCCCUCAGAAGUUGACGGCAGGUAUGCUGAAGUCGCCCAACACGGCCAUCCUGAUCAAGGACGAGGCGCGCAACGUCUUCUAUGAGCUGGAGGACGUCCGGGACAUUCAGGAUCGCAGCAUCAUCAAGAUUUACCGCAAAGAGCCCAUCUAUGCUUCUUACCCAGCUGCUGCACACCUGGCUAACGGAGACCUCAGGAGGGAAAUGGUGUAUUCCUCUCGUGACUCCUCUCCAACGCGCCGCCUCAACACCCUCCCUUCCUCCACGGCCUCGGCGUCCUCCGGCUCUCCAUCACGCUCACGCCUCUCCUACAGUGGCGGCCGCCCUCCGUCCUUCGCCGGGUCCCACCCCCAGCAUGAACAGCCCCGACAUCCCCACCAUCCGUCAGCCGGGCACGCUGCCAACGCAGGCCUGUCUCCAUCGCCCAGCGCCAUCCUGGAGCGUCGUGACGUCAAGCCUGAUGAAGAAGUUUCUGCAAAAAACAUGGCACUGAUGAAGAAUGAGGGGUUGUACGCAGAUCCCUACAGCUUGAUGCAUGAAGGUCGACUCAGCAUUGCCUCCACCCAGUCGUUAGCUGCCAUCGGAGACCCCUUUAGCUUCCCCGUGUCCACUGGCCUCUACCGCCGUGGCUCCGUGCGCUCCCUCAGCACCUAUUCGGCCGCUGCUCUUCAGGGAGACCUGGAGGACUCUCUCUACAAGCCUGGAGGUUCGCUGUACACUGACACAUACUCCUCGGCCACUCUGGGCAUGGGUUUUCGAAUGCCGCCCUCAUCCCCGCAGAAAAUCCCUGACAUGCAGCUGAGGGACAGGGACUCGUAUUCCAGCUCACCCAGGGCCUCACCUGUCAGGCAGAGUUUCCGCAAGGACUCUGCCUCCUCCUCUGUGUUCGUCGAGAGCCCGAAGUCGAGGCCCAGCUCCAGUUCAGAGCCUCUGUGUCUAACAGCUGGACCUGGGGAGGGCAGCAGAACCAUGCCUGGUUUUGGAUCUUCAUUAUCUGGGCAAGAUGCAGAUACUAGCAGGGAUCAUCGCCUGGAGCGCAUGGAGGCCAUGGAGAAGCAGAUCGCCAGCCUUACUGGCCUGGUCCAGAGUGUUCUGACCAGAGCACCAGACAGUGACAGCACAUGCGGCCUGCUGCGUCUCUGCAUGAUGGCGGGCUGCCCUCCGGACCAAGGGACGGAGUUUUCACGGCCAUUACCUUUCUCUUCCAGCGAGAAGACCGAAACCAACAGUGACGGCUCCGCCACUGGAACUGGACGGCUGAAGAAGAAAGCUCAUACGCCGUCGGCACCUCUAGCUCUGAUGCCGCCGCCACCCUCUAACUUGAGCCAUGUGAACAGCGUCGGUCGCUUGCAGAUGCAGCUCCAUCUGCACGGGCUGCAGCAAAACGCCACCGACCUGCGCAAGCAGCUCACCCAACUACGCAAGACACAGCUAGAGAACCAGGAUUCAGUGCGAACUCUGUUGAAACGGACGGAAGCGGAGCUGAAUGUGCGGGUGGCCGACGCCCUGAGGAAGCAGGAGGAUCCUCUGCAGAGACAGCGCCUCCUGGUGGAGGAGGAGAGGCUCAAGUACCUGAAUGAGGAGGAGCUCAUCAUCCAGCAGCUCCACGACCUGGAGAAGUCGGUGGAGGAGAUCCAGAAGGAGUCGUCUGUCAACCACAAGCUGGUGACAGUGCAGGAGCUGGAGGAGAAGGCCACUGUUCUGAGAAAGCUGGGAGAAACACUGACAGAGCUGAAAAAUCAAUUCCCCGGCCUGCAGAGUAAGAUGCGGGUGGUGCUCAGGGUGGAGGUGGAGGCCGUGAAAUUCCUGAAAGAAGAGCCGCACAGACUCGACGCCCUGUUAAAACGCUGCAAGACUAUAACCGACACCCUUGCCACCAUGCGCAAACAAGCGAAUGAGGGGGUAUGGAAGAAGCAAGAGGACUUCUCCAGUCCUUCAUCAAAGCACAACGAGGAUUUACGAAAGUUUGCAGACUUUGACAUCCCCACUAGCCCACCGCUCACCAUCAAUGACCUUGGGGGAGGUAACAGUCUGUCCAAUUGGAGCCCUCACACCAGCCUCAGCCGUGGACACGGUAACCCAUCCGGCCCUCACAAGGACAAUCAUCCUCCUGUUCCCCACAAGGGUAAAGCCUUGGAGGAGCUGGAGCGCCGUGCUGCUGCUGACAAAGCUUUGUCCGUCGAAGUCCGGCUGGCAGCAGAGCGGGACUGGGAGGAGAAGCGAGCCAGUCUAACCCAGUACAGCGCCCAGGACAUCAACCGGCUGCUGGAGGAGACCCAGGCUGAGCUAAUGAAGGCUAUUCCAGACCUGGACUUUGCUGCAAAGCAGAUCAAGCACUCGUCCAACACAUCGUCCACCCAGAACCCCCAGAGUGGGGGAGCAACCUCAGAGCACCGCGCCAGCAAGCCCCAGCACAAGCUUUCUGGAAAAGACGGAGCAUCCAGGCGUGGCUCUGAUGAACUCACAGUACCUCGGUAUCGCACAGAGAAACCCUCCAAGUCUCCUCCACCUCCACCGCCUAGACGCAGUUUCCCUUCUUCUCCAGGACUGACCACUCGCAGCGGAGAGCCACUAAUUCCUGGAAAAAGCAUAAAGAAAUCUGAAUCUGAAGAAACCGAAGGCCAGAAGCCUCACAUAAAACUGAGGAGGACCGUGUCUGAAAACCCUCGUCCUGCAUCUACACCCCCAACACUGGCCUCUGGGGACAAGGAGGAAUUAGAGGAGGAGAGAAUCGCGGCCGAACUUGAGGGAGGAAAUAAUUCCAGUGUCGGGAAGGUUCUUCACUCCUCGGCCGCCUCCAAGCUGAAGCACCUGCAGCAGAACAGCACAGACAAGACUAAAAGUGGCAAAAGAGAGGACUUCCUGAAGAUCCAGGGCCAGCAACAGCAGUGAGCGACCUGUCCAGCCUCUUCAGCUUCUUUCUCCUCCUGUUCACCCGACUACAGAUACACACAUCUGCCCUUUUUACUCUAUCAGCUGUGUUUGCAUCUCCAGUGUUGACUCCGAAAUAUGCUCUGAAACCCACUCUGUGUGCAUUUGUGGAGGAAUGUUAGUGUGUGUGUGUGUGUGUGUGUGUAUGCAAGCAUGCUUGCACAGGCAUGUUUGACGGUAAUGGUAAGGGAAGGUGCUGCAGGCCUCAGUGCCCAGCCACGACCAGUUUUAAGACUUUUAUUUGCCAUGAUUUCCCCUUUCACCCCUGAAAGCCUCAUCUCUCCUCUACCCCCCUCCUGUCUUCUUUGUCCCUGCUCCACCUGAAGGCCUUGGGGACCAACAGCACCAGUGGCAGUAUUGAGCCAUACCUCUCUGGUAUCAAAACGGGCAUUUUUUCAGGCCGAGUGGCCUCUCCUGCAGCAGCGUUUGCCCCUGGCCUGAGGAAGUACCCCAAGGAGGGGUCAGUGUCCUCCCUGACAGCCUCCUCAAGCCAAGCAAAGGCCCUCCUGGCAAGCCUGACUGCCUCCGGCCUGAGCGCUGAGGCCUUGCUUCUCUCCUCCACCCUCCGUCAUCACCGCCUCCUCCGCGAGCAGCGAGCCUCCUCCCUGCCUCUGUCCAGCAGCCAGUCCUCCUCCUCCCCUACUCCCCCCGCCACCUCCUCCUCCUCUUCCUCCUCACCCACCACCCCUACUCCGUCCCUCUCUCCCUCCCCUCCCACCACGUCGAAUUCCUUCACCUUCUCGUCUGGGGUUCUCAAGCACAGCCGUCGUAGCCUUGACAGCUCCAGCCUCAACAGCUGCAAGGAUGGUGGCGGCGAAUAAGGACCUCGCCCUCAAGUCCUGGUGAUGAAUCGGAGGAGGGUGACGACAUGGAAAAACGCAAUGUAAGCACAUCACAUCACAAAAUAAAAGGAGAAAAUAAGUACAUCAUGGAGAAAAAAAACACUUUUUUUUUACUCAUCUGGACUUUCUGGCUCCUUUUUUUCCUUGUUUUUCCUCCUGAUUUUAGAUUCACUCCAAUCUGCAGCCUUCAUAAUUUCAUGGCAACAUCCACGGCACUGUAAAUGGAGCCUUCUUUCUCACUCUGAUCUGCUUCCAUAGUUCCUCUGCCGAUCUCCCACGCUUUCAUUCUGACAGUUUUUCCGAUAGAGAGCGCACAGAUGUGCGCGCUGUAAGCUGAUGUGCUCUGGAUGUAUUCGCUGACAGUACCGUCCUCACAUACACACCCUCACUCAGCGGGUUGUUCGUGGCAUAGAUGAAAUAUCUAGACUGUGACUUUGAUCAUAGAAAAUUAGAGCUGCAAUAAUCACCAAGUCAGUCCAGUAGUUGUGUGUGUUCAGGAUAAUGUUGAUCUCACUUACCUGCAUCACCUGGCAGAAUGUGAGUCUGUCAAGAAAAUGUAAAGAAAAAAAAGAAAAAAAUCACAGGCAAGGUGAUGAUUGUGGUUUCAAGCUGUUUUCUGUUUAAAGGGGCAUUUGUGGCUUUUUCAUGCAUCGCCUGUGUUUUAAACUCUGAACUGGUGCUAUAUUUUCCCCUCUGUUUGUACACACUGUGUGAAGAGUUUACACGAUUGUUCUCACUCCCCUGUACAUUCCACUGUCUGGCUUUAGCUGUAUGUCACAUUUCAACAUUUAUACUAGACGAAAUGAAACAUUAGCGCCGGUAAUUAAGAACAAUUACAGGUGUUUUUAAUUGAAAAUUGGACAUGACGGUAUAUUCACAAAAGCACAGAGCAGCGAGCAGUCUGGAAACAGCAUAUCUGUGUUUAAAAUGCAACGAAGAGGCACAGUCAGACAAACAGAAGGGAAAAAUGCAAUUGAUGAAUUGUAUACAAAUGUUUUUUUGUUGUUUUUUUCAUAUGUGUACUAACUAGUUAAUUAUGACAAUCAGGAUGUUUCUACAGUAGCAUCUCUACAGUUUGCUCUGGCAUUUUCCACGCCUGACAUCGAAAUCCAUCCCAAAGACUCAAGCACACACGGUGAUGAACAUCACACACACACACAGUCUGUCACACAUGCACUUGUAAAGCCAAGUUGUACAGCACAGACUUUUUUUUUUCUUGCAAAUCUUCUGUGACGACUCAUUUGAAGUCACAUCUGUUGCACCACUGAUAAAGAGCACUCUGGUAAAAUAUGCCAUAUUGACCAGAACGUGAAUUUCACCCUUUAAGGAAUCCAAUCUACAGACUGAUAGAUGUUUUCUUGUGGGGCACUCUGUGUCUUUUGAAGUUCAACGUUUUAUCUGCCAGGAAGUUUUCAUCAAUUUGCAGGCCUCAUUAAAAAGCAGAAUACCCACUUUGAGCAAAAAAAAAAAAAAAACGCAUCCUUAGAUGACGCUCAGGCAUCUGACAUCGUUUGAGCGCUCGAUGAAGAUAAAAACUGUUAAUCAGCACAUAUUUAGACUUCACUUAGAACUUUGCUAUUAAAAGGGCCCGAGAGGAGAAUAUAGAAAUGUAAAGCAAGCACAGUUUCCUCUUCCUUGCUUCUAAUUUUGUGAAUCUGGUUCACUACGAAAAGCACAAAACUACAAAUGCUUCGUGAAAGCAACUAAAGACAACUUCCCAGCGUGUUAGAUAAACUGCACAUCAGGUUGCAAGAUACUGCUUUGGUUUUAUUACCUACAUUCUGAAACAUUUAUGAAUGAAGACAGUGACAGUAGUUUCUGAUUAUUUAAAGCACAUCUAAAGCCUGUCGGUGUAAACCCCUGCACGAAGAGCCACUUUGAAGCUGCCUGUCCCGUGUGUGUUUGCCUCAAGGCCGCCUGCUGGGGAGGUGACGAGGUAGAACGGACAGUUACAGACAAAGUGAUUCUUUUCCGGUUUUGUUCCUCGGUAUGACUGUGUGAAAUCGAUUCUUUGUGGCAUUGAGAUUAAAACAUGUGCUAAGGGGCUCGUGUCAAAGAGUAGGCAGCUUGAGGAGAGGGGAUUAGUUUUGGGACAUGUGUUUGAAGGCUACUUUAAUAAGGCCGGCUUUGACUCGGCCCUGUCUCCAUCGAGAGCGCUUGCGAUAUAAAAGACCCAAAGAGAUGAGAGGAAGAGUUUUGACAGUCAAGAGAGCUGUUAAGCAGCUAUUCUUUCACUGCCCCUUUCACUUUGCUUUGUCUUUGGUGCGGGGCCUCUCUAAAAUAAAAACCACUUGGUUAGACGAGGACAAAGACUCAAUUAUGACCAAUGUGUGCAAUAUGUAAUUAGCACUCUUGCAAUUUUACCAAGCCAGUGCUCUUUGCCUUUGACAUACUCCUGCCUGUUUGUCUGCAAGGACCUGUAACCAUGUUUUUCCCAGUGCCUCUAAGACUUGCCAGAAAUCCCCGAGUAAUCUUGUAUUACAGUAUUAGAUCAGCAGCAGUGACAGAAUAACGCUUUUAUCCAAAGAAGAUGCCGCGAGAACUGGCUUGUUCCCAGUUUGUCGCGGAGAAAUAAAGGAGAAACAAGAAAAGAAAACGGCACUUGUUAUGCCGAGUGUGUCAGGUUGCAGCGGUGGCAUUUGACUAAACACUCCCCCAGCUCGAGGAGUGCGCAGAAACUGCAAGCUCACAGCACAGCGAAUUAAGCCUCACCCUGGGUGCUCUGUAGCUCUGCCAGGCAGGUUCAAGCCCUGGGUUUCAUAUUGAGUGAAGUCAAAUGAAAGAAAUUCACUUACUCAUGCUGUUCCACGCUCAAAUCCAUAACUCUCCAAGUUAAAAUUGCUGCAUUUGCGUCUGGUGAGCGUUGGGGAGGAAGUGUGCACGCUUGGCUGCUUUCCCCAAGUAAAGUCUGAGAUGAAACCCCCCAGAAUCGCGUGACUUUGCUCUCUGGACUGAUUUUUUUUCCAAGACAAGCGUUAGUGGGCUGUGAUUUCAACAUGGCUGGAGGCUUAGAGGGCAUGUCGAACACGCUCGCAGUGGACGCCUCUGGCAAUCAGAAAAACUCAUGCAAACUUGAAAUUAAAACAUAGAAGAAGUAUACAUAUAUAAAUAUAUCUAAGUGAGAUGUUUGUGUAUGAUAUAAUUGUGAAGAAAAUGUGAUAUAUAUAUAGGCCUAGAUUAAAUUAUAUACUGUAAAAUGUCAUCAUCUCUUCUGUUUUAUAUAUUAGUGACCAUUUUGUACAGAUUUUUCUUUUUUAAUUCAUUGAGAGAGAUAUUACAUUUCACACUGAGAUUAUUUAUUCAUAUGCAGAACAUUUUUAUAUUUGUUUAAAAUAUCUGUAUAGAUAACAGUUAGCCUCUGUAAUAUACACUGAAGUUCAUUUUUAAAUUCUAGGAUUUCCUUUAAGGACACUGAGUUGGAUUUAAUGUAAUUUUGAUUUCUGAAAAGCUCGUCCCUGAAAACGCUCGUCCAGCUCGUCUGUAAUUUUACCUCCUUAUGUGAAGCGUCACUUUAAGGUAUAAGAAGCUGGACCAGUGCCUGUGUGUAGGGGCUUAUUUUGCUACUAUCUUUUUUUGUGUGUGUGAGGAGAUCGUGUUGUUUACUGUACCUUUUUGGUCCGUUUUUUUUUUUUUGUUUGUUUCACCCGGUUCCGUAUUUGUGAUUCAGGUGGUAUUUGUGAUGUUGGAGAUGGUCAGAAACACAGAUAUUGUAGUGACUACUGUGAAAGGUCUGUUUAUGGGCCCAGAGGCUUCAUAUGAGGCCUUGCUGCUUUGACAAAAAGUGAGUUACUUGGCUUUAAUUUAUUUCUGUGUCAUGUGUUGCAUGUGAACAGGAAUGUUGAUGCUCAGUGCAGAAGGAUUCAGAGAGGACAGGCUAUUAAUAUUAACAGGUGGAAGUUGAGGUUGUUGCACUGAGUGGCUUUAGGUAGCAGUGAAGCUAAACUAUAAAAGCUCUAAAACCACCGAGAUGGAUUAAUAAGAGAAUUACGUGGAGCUGUAUGAAUUUAAAUCUUUUCUUUUGCCAUUUUAUCUUUUCUUUUUAUAUAUAAUGAACCUACAUUCUAUAGUAUGUAUAUGAGAUUUUUACAUGAAUGUGUGGAUGUUCAAAAAUCUUGGCAUCAAAAGUAGAAAAACAAAAAUUGACUUGUAAAUAGGCCGAGUCAUUCCUAGCGAGUUCAACAAAAUUGUUAUGUCCAAAAGAUGUUUUAUUAAUAAACUAUGACGAUGGGUACAAAGGUAUAUACAAAACAAUGCAUGUAUAGUCUCAAGCAAUCGCACGGUGCAGUUGAUUAAAAAAAUGUCGUCUACUUGUUUUCUCAAAAGAGUGAGAAAGAAAGCGGGAAGGAGAGGCGGUUCUAAUGUUGAGAGGUUUACAAACAGGAAGAAUGAGACUUUAUUUUGCUAACUGUGACGCAGGCAUGUUCAGUUUUUCUGUGACGUUGUGUGACGAUGAUGGCUGAGAGUGUUGAAAGAUUCCGAAAGCUUGAACGCACCCCAACCAGAGAAGUCGCCAGCGAUGGUGUACUCUGUCCACAGAGUGAAUCUCCCAUUUGUAGAGUAGUGUGAUAUAAGAACAAAAAUAAUACAGAAAAUAGAUCUAUAAUAUAAUGAUAUAUGAAAUUUAAAAGCCUACUGAUACUGGAGAUACUAAUUUAUCAGUGUGGAUGCCAUGAUAUUCUGUGAGAAAUGUGUGUGUUUUUCCUGUGAGAAGACCGCAGGCAGUUGAACCUGCCUUCUUUUGUACAUAAUUUGCUGUGAUUGUGUGUCCAAUAAAGUGCAGCUCUCUUGUACAGUC
Messenger RNA from Acanthochromis polyacanthus (spiny chromis), 9804 nucleotides. RefSeq names its product SRC kinase signaling inhibitor 1a (gene srcin1a). Gene Ontology annotation, cellular component: postsynaptic density; cytoplasm; actin cytoskeleton. The record is from RefSeq and is a predicted model, not a curated record. NCBI's taxonomy places the organism in Eukaryota, Metazoa, Chordata, Actinopteri, Pomacentridae. The transcript has 20 exons. The coding region runs from base 460 to 4128 and encodes 1222 amino acids. Gene Ontology annotation, biological process: regulation of dendritic spine morphogenesis.